AUGAUAUCGAAAAGAAUUAUAUUGACAAACAUAAACCACACAUAUAAAAGAUAUGCUUCGAAUGAAGCAAAGAAAGGUGGUAAGAGAUUCAUGCAAACUAUACCUGUUACAACAAGCAAAAAUGAUUUCUAUUCAGGAUUGAAAUAUCCUAUGAAGACAAAUUUUGGAGAAUCAUCAAGGGAUUCUGGUGAUUUGAGCUCUAAAUGGUCUAGACAUUCGUUGGGUUCGAUGGAAAAUGUGUCUACUAAGGACCAAAGUACUUCAGCACCCGCCAGGAGAUCCCGGGCAUCCAAAUUUUCCAAUAAGACAUUAAAGAACAUCAGCAAGCCUGAAGUAGCAGAGACUAAGAACACUAAGGAAGAAACGAAGAACAUAGACACCGAGAAGUCCGCACAACCUAAUAUAAUAUCCACAGCAACUGUCGAGCCUACGACUACAAAGACAACGGAAACAGAGAAGCCAAUGAAGAAAACAAAGCAAAAGAGAACAUUGCGUCCUAGAAAAGCAUUGAUCACUUUGAGUUCUAAUGCAGUGGAGCAUUUGAAGGACUUAUUGGACCAACCUGAACCGCAAUUGAUCAGAAUCGGGGUACAGAACAGAGGCUGUUCAGGAUUGACAUAUAACUUGGAAUACGUGACAGAGCCAGGUAAAUUCGAUGAAAAAGUAGAACAAGAUGGCGUAAAGGUGUACAUAGACUCAAAGGCCCUUUUUUCGAUUGUGGGGUCUGAGAUGGAUUGGUUGGACGAUAAAUUAUCAUCAAGGUUUAUCUUUAGAAAUCCAAACUCUAAAGGUACUUGUGGGUGUGGUGAAUCAUUCAUGGUCUAA
Debaryomyces fabryi is the source of this 825-nucleotide messenger RNA. RefSeq names its product Fe-binding Fe/S cluster assembly protein (gene ISA1). Gene Ontology annotation, cellular component: cytoplasm; mitochondrion. Gene Ontology annotation, biological process: iron-sulfur cluster assembly. The transcript has a single exon. Lineage: Eukaryota; Fungi; Ascomycota; Pichiomycetes; Serinales; Debaryomycetaceae. The coding region runs from base 1 to 825 and encodes 274 amino acids. Gene Ontology annotation, molecular function: 2 iron, 2 sulfur cluster binding. The record is from RefSeq and is a predicted model, not a curated record.